AUGCCACCAUUGCGGGUUCGACCGAGACUCCGCCCAGCACACGCUGGAGGACUGCCCUGCAUGGGAGUCCGAACGUUGAGUCUUGGUCGGUCAGAUCGGACGAAACUUGUCACCGCCAGCAUUAAUCGAUGGGCAGCCGCGGUCUCCUUCUGCGAGGACGUUAUGCUCCAAAAGGAGGCCGCAGAGCGGGAUCGGGAGAGGGGCGAUCCCGCUCGAACGAGGCGGCGAAGGGGACGUGGCAGAGGUCGCUAA
This is a messenger RNA of Arctia plantaginis, 252 nucleotides long. Lineage: Eukaryota; Metazoa; Arthropoda; Insecta; Lepidoptera; Erebidae. The record is from the annotation of a GenBank genome assembly.